Messenger RNA from Populus trichocarpa (black cottonwood), 1093 nucleotides. RefSeq lists its product as uncharacterized. The coding region runs from base 122 to 628 and encodes 168 amino acids. The record is from RefSeq and is a predicted model, not a curated record. NCBI's taxonomy places the organism in Eukaryota, Viridiplantae, Streptophyta, Magnoliopsida, Malpighiales, Salicaceae. The transcript has a single exon.
UCCCAGCUUUUAACCUUUCUUCCUUGAUGGAGUGCAUAACAAUCCCUUCAAAAUCCACCGCACAGCAUCCCUAAACCAGAAAGAAAGAAAAAACAAGGGGUGAUCAUCCAUUCUGUCUUCAAUGGAGGAAAGGAAAGGAGAUCUGAGAAUUUACGUCGCCGUAGCUCUAUUUUCUGCAUGUCUUGUUUCUGGUGGAGCUCUUCUUGCUCUUUACAUGUUCCUUCCUAUAAGCAACGUAAAAUCAUGGUAUGCCAUCGCAGGAAUGAUUCUAGUCGCCGCGCCAUGGGCAUUUUGGUUUCUGACCUACAUUUACCGAUGCCUUAGACCUGUUGACUAUACACUUUCUGAACCAUGCAAAUCCCCCGCAGGAUCCCCAUUUUCGCGCAAAGAAGGUGCUGCAAUGUCACCAAGGAAUCCACCGUUUGAUGAUGAGCCCCGGAGGCCUUCUUCAGAUGGUAUACGCCACGUGCAUUUUGGUGGGGUGGUGGUUGUGAGCGAUGACGUUGAUAACAACGGUGGUCACCAAGGUGGACUUACGCAUUCAGAAAUCAAGCAUAAAGAGGAGAAUUCUGUUAAUUCCAGGGAAAGUGAGAUCCCUCUACCUUUCUUUGUUGUCCCAAAAAAGUGAAAGUGGCAAAGGUGCAAGGAUGUUCUAAUUCAUUUUCUCCUGGAUUGCUUAAUUAGGCCGUUCAUUCAUGUAUCCAAUGAAGGCAUGGACCAUGAUAACCAAUUAGAAAAGAGAAAUGGCCUGAAAUAUGAAAAUGCUAGAAAACGUUUUGGUAGGCAAGGAGUGAAUGUGUAUAUAUGACCCAAUGUUCAUAUGCUACAAGACCGAACGAGAAAGAAGACUUGGGGGGCUGCAAUAAAGUGGCAGGAAUAUUUUGAUUAGAUUGUUAGUUUCAUCCUUUCUUUUUUAAUUUUUUUUUUGCCUUUGUAUGCAAGAACAAUGCAUGUACCAUCAGAAAUGGGAAGAAAAGGAGAAUUUCUGGUAAAUUCAGCAUAUGCUUUGAUUCGUCUUUCAUUCUAGUGAAUGUAUGUUGAACUGGUUCCACUACUGUUGAUUUUUGAUAAUUCUAAAUGAUAUUAAUUUGAA